Coffea eugenioides is the source of this 2514-nucleotide messenger RNA. Its product is annotated as ABC transporter G family member 3. Gene Ontology annotation, molecular function: ATP hydrolysis activity; ABC-type transporter activity; ATP binding. Bases 247 to 2418 code for a protein of 723 amino acids. NCBI's taxonomy places the organism in Eukaryota, Viridiplantae, Streptophyta, Magnoliopsida, Gentianales, Rubiaceae. The record is from RefSeq and is a predicted model, not a curated record. Gene Ontology annotation, cellular component: membrane. The transcript is spliced from 12 exons.
GCAUCCUUUUUCCGCAGUCUUCGCAGUGCCUCCUCACUCUUCCCUCUUCAGCGGUCUUCACUUCAGUUCUUGAAUUCUUUGCCCUUUACUUUAUCUAACUCAGAUCCAGUUUUGGUUGCUUAUUGCUCGUGAAGCACUUGUCAGGGAUUCAAGGCAGUUGCAGGAGAAUGUAAUGAUUUUUUGAAAUAUGUUUUAUGUGCUGAUGAUGCAAUUUAGUCCAGUUAAACUGAUAUAGAGAAUCUUAAGAUGGAAGAAAUACAGUCUCAAUCAGAUCAUUAUAGGUCUUCAUCAUCUUCAGCUAGUAGUCCAGCUAGUAGAGUUCCCUCGAGCAAUUUCUUCUACCUGCGAAAACCUGGUUCUCUUAGACAACCAAUAUCUUUUGAGGAUUCACCAGAUUGGGAUGAUACUGAUAUUGAGGUUCGGGUGGAUGAAGGAGGUGAUUCCAUUAAUGCUGCGACUACUCCAGCCUCCCCAUCCCUCUCAAAGCUUAAUAGUGGAUCUUUGCCAUCCCCACCACUACCAGAGCGUGCAGUAGUUGCUAGAAAGAUCUCAGGGGCUUCACUUGCAUGGAAGGACUUGACUGUUACCAUAAAGGGAAAGAGGAAGUAUUCUGAUAAGGUCAUAAAGAGCUCAAAUGGUUAUGCAUUACCAGGAACAAUGACCGUUAUCAUGGGUCCAGCAAAGUCAGGAAAAUCAACUCUCUUGAGAGCCCUUGCAGGACGACUUCCUGAUUCAGCUAGAAUGUAUGGUGAGGUGUUUGUGAAUGGGUCAAAAUGGCACUUGCCAUAUGCAUCCUAUGGAUAUGUUGAGAGAGAAACCACCUUAAUUGGAUCCUUGACAGUGCGUGAGUUCCUCUACUACUCAGCAUUGCUCCAGCUUCCUGGUUUUUUUUGUCAGAAAAAGAGUGUGGUGGAGGAUGCCAUCCUUGCUAUGUCAUUGGGAGAUUAUGCAAACAAACUGAUAGGUGGUCACUGCUAUAUGAAGGGUCUUCCUCGUGGCGAGAGAAGGCGUGUUAGCAUUGCAAGGGAGCUUGUAAUGAGACCUCAUGUCUUAUUUAUUGAUGAGCCUCUUUAUCAUCUUGACAGUGUCUCUGCACUCCUGAUGAUGGUUACACUGAAGAAACUAGCUAGCACUGGAUGCACCCUGAUAUUUACCAUUUAUCAAAGCAGCACAGAAGUGUUUGGCCUUUUUGACAGAAUUUGUCUCCUUUCAAAUGGAAACACAUUGUUCUUUGGGGAAACUUUGGCUUGUCUGCAGCAUUUUUCAAAUGCUGGAUUUCCUUGCCCAAUUAUGCAAAGUCCUUCUGAUCAUUUUCUUCGAGCAAUAAAUACUGACUUUGACAGAAUCAUUGCAAUGUGCAAAAAUUGGCAGGACGACCAUGGAGAUCUUUCGUCUGUGAAUAUGGACACUGCUGUUGCAAUACGUACUCUUGAAACAACUUAUAAAUCAUCCGCUGAUGCUGCUGCUGCGGAGACUAUGAUAGUAAAGCUUACUGAGAAGGAAGGCCCAUCUCUCAAAAGCAAGGGAAAGGCAAGCAAUCCCACACGAAUUGCAGUAUUGACAUGGAGAUCAUUGUUAAUUAUGUCAAGAGAGUGGAAAUACUAUUGGUUCCGACUGAUACUUUAUAUGCUUCUUACACUCUGUAUUGGUACUGUGUUUUCUGGAUUGGGUCAUUCCUUGUCGUCUGUUGUGACAAGAGUUGCAGCGAUAUUUGUGUUUGUGUCGUUUAAUUCACUUCUAAGUGUUGCUGGAGUACCUGCACACCUGAAAGAAAUUAAGAUAUAUGCCUGUGAAGAAUCGAAUUUACAUUCUGGGACAUUUGUCUUCUUACUUGGGCAGCUCUUUUCCGGCAUCCCAUUCUUGUUCCUCAUCUCCAUUUCCUCAAGUCUCGUCUUCUACUUCCUUGUAGGCCUACGGGAUGAAUUCAGUUUCUUGAUGUAUUUUGUGCUAAACUUCUUCAUGUGCCUGUUAGUAAAUGAAGGAAUGGUACUGCUGAUUGUUUCCAUUUGCCAAGAGGUCUACUGGAGCAUCUUAACAUUGGUGUCAGUACAUGUGAUAAUGAUGCUCUCAGCGGGCUAUUUCAGAAUUCGCAGUGCUUUGCCCAGGCCAAUAUGGAUGUAUCCCAUAUCCUAUGUGUCGUUCCAUACUUAUUCUAUCCAGGGGCUCUUGGAGAAUGAGUAUAUUGGAAGUUCCUAUGCAGUUGGGCAGGUGCGGACUAUCUCUGGUUACCAAGCACUUCGAAACGUAUAUGACAUAUCUACCAGCAGUAGCUCAAAGUGGGAAAAUUUACUCGUUCUGUUUCUGAUGUGUGCUGGAUAUCGUAUUCUUGUAUUCGCGUUGCUACAAUUUUGUGUUAGAAAGAAGUUCCCUGGUCGUAGAUUUUUCCGGUGUAAUCGAGAAACGAACAAUCCGAGAUAAAUCGUAUGCCCUAUCUGGGCAUACUUCCGUCUUUAGACAAUUUUGCAUGAGGUAAAAAUGAAGAUAUAUAGAAUUCAGAAUGCGAAGUAUCCAUCA